CUCUGAUAUGGUAUGAAGAGCCACACAGAGCCUGCAGUUGCUCCUGAUGACUCUCAGCUAUCCCCAGAUGAUGAUUCCUCUCAAACCCUCUACAACUCAGCUGGUUUGAAAGUGAAAAGCUUUAUCCGAAGAUGUAUAGAAAAGUAUAGAACCUCAGGCGCCAGUCACGAAAGUAAUGGACGUUCUUUGUUGUCACUGGAAUUAGAGUGCGGCAGAGAAGUCGAGAAUGGAGCACGAAGGCGGAGUUUCGUAGUUCAACUGAGAAAGCAUAUUUUUGCUGACACUUUGAAGAGAUUCCUACCUCACCUCAAAUUCCUCAAAUACCACAUCAACCCUUAUGGGAACGUAUACUUGUUCUGGAUGGGAGUGGUGUCCGUGGCUUUUGUUUACAAUGCCAUCGCAUUACCCAUGCGAGCAGGCUUCCCUGUACAAACUGGGCCCUAUCUCCCCGCAUGGCUCUUCUUUGACUACCUUACUGACACUGUUUACAUAAUGGAUAUCGUGCUGGUACAGUUCCACCUGAGCUGGAGGGUGCAAGGAGUACUUGAGGUAUUAAAGAGUUGCAAUACCGCUAGCUAUAAUUAUAGCGUGAUGUUUUACUUGCUUGAUUUACAGCCUGAUCUCAAAGUAUUAGCUAAAAGGUAUAUUUCUCGCUGGAAGUUUUGGUUUGACUUUCUAGCGUGUCUUCCACUGUACGUUAUUCCUGUGCUGAGAUAUAGGUCUCUGCUCAGACUGCCGAGGCUACUCAAGGCAGAAAGUCCGUUGUUGUUUCGGCACAGGGUUGAGAUCAAGAUUCGAUACCCUCAUCAUUUUCGCAUGAUAAGGCUUUUUUUUCAGUUCUUUUAUGCCAUACACGUCUACACCUGUGUCUAUCACCACAUUUCAUUGUGGCAGGGAAUAGGCUCCACCAAGUGGGUCUACGACGGAAACGGAACAGCAUAUCUUCGUUGUUUCUACUGGGCAACUGUUACCGUAGUGACCAGUCACAAUCUAGACAGGGGCCCCCCCUCCAAUGCGGUGGAGUACAUUGGUGAGAUGGUGGCUUACCUCAUUGGAGUAUUUAUACUGGCACUCAUCAUUGGAGAGAUCAGGAAUAUUACCGAAGCAGCUAGUGCUCACAAAACUGAGGCGUAUCAAAAAUGGGACAGAGUGAAAGAGUAUCUCCACCAUUAUCACAUCCCUCAGAAACUUCAAGACAAAAUACGAUCCUGGUAUGAAAACGUACUACUAACGGAGGAGUACCUAUUAGAUGAGAGCAAAUUGGUGAACACCCUCCCCGUCAAGAUGAAAGCAGAUCUAGCCAUACAUACUCAUUUGGAAACUCUAUCAAAAGUUGCCCUAUUAAGAGAUUGUGAGAAGGCAUUCUUGUUGGAGCUGGUUCUCAAACUGAGGCCACUUCUGUUCUUACCAGGAGACUUCAUUUGCAGGAAGGGGGAAAUUGGUAGAGAGAUGUACAUUGUGAACCAAGGUCAGGUGCAGGUGAUGGGUGGGACGGACAACCAGGUGCUGGCUGAGUUGGGAGCUGGUGCUGUCUUUGGGGAGAUCAACUUGCUGGGAUUGGGAGGAGGCAACCGAAGGACUGUGCACAUUCGCUCCAAGGGUUUCUCCAAACUGUUUUCCCUGAGCAGGGCAGACCUUCAACGCUCACUAGUCGACUACCCAGAGGCACAGGAGAUCCUCUCCAAGAGGUCUCACACAGACGACAAUGUCCAGACAGAAGAGGUGGAGAGGGAGGUCAAUGAAACACAGCUCUCUCUAAGGAAGUGCAGGAGGUACAGACGUGUCACUCCAGCGGUCCGUCACAGCUCGUUUGUUGUCAUGCCAACAUCAUACCCCCAUUCCUCUCCUCCAUGGCUGUAAUACUACAUGGGACAUUCAGUUUAAUUAAGUCAUAAGACAGUCUUGUAGAAUAGAGAUUUAUUGUUGAUGACUGCAACCCCAAUUCACUUUCAUUGUAGUUAUACCACAUAAUGUAUUUUCAACAUCAUAACAUCAUCAUAAUUAUCA
Halichondria panicea is the source of this 2007-nucleotide messenger RNA. RefSeq names its product cyclic nucleotide-gated cation channel beta-1-like. Gene Ontology annotation, biological process: monoatomic cation transmembrane transport. NCBI's taxonomy places the organism in Eukaryota, Metazoa, Porifera, Demospongiae, Suberitida, Halichondriidae. The coding region runs from base 13 to 1860 and encodes 615 amino acids. Gene Ontology annotation, molecular function: protein-containing complex binding; cGMP binding; intracellularly cGMP-activated cation channel activity. Gene Ontology annotation, cellular component: plasma membrane; intracellular cyclic nucleotide activated cation channel complex. The transcript has 12 exons. The record is from RefSeq and is a predicted model, not a curated record.